AUGCCAAGUUUUCUAUCAGCGAAUGCAAAAUGUUGGUGGGCGGGAGCCCUAGCGGCUGCGACGGCGGAGCUGAGGUAUGCUGGCUACGUGUCUCCGGGAGUGCUACUGGUGGCCGGAGCCCCCAGGGCACUGGAGACAGUCCGAGGGGCUUACGCCCGAUCCGUACUGAAACCGCCGCCCACUUACCUCAUAUGUGGACUCGAUGUACAAUUGCGUCAACCAAGUUGUAA
Molecule: messenger RNA, 230 nt
Organism: Spodoptera littoralis (African cotton leafworm)
Lineage: Eukaryota; Metazoa; Arthropoda; Insecta; Lepidoptera; Noctuidae
Source: the annotation of a GenBank genome assembly